Molecule: messenger RNA, 5481 nt
Organism: Vespa mandarinia (Asian giant hornet)
Lineage: Eukaryota; Metazoa; Arthropoda; Insecta; Hymenoptera; Vespidae
Gene: bif
Product: protein phosphatase 1-binding protein bifocal
Biological process (GO): chemotaxis; neuronal signal transduction
Cellular component (GO): nuclear membrane; rough endoplasmic reticulum membrane
Molecular function (GO): microtubule binding
Source: RefSeq, a predicted model, not a curated record
CGUACGGCAUCAGGGUUGCGUGUGUGCAAGCAGUGCGUCUCGCUGUGUUGCCUUCGUAGCUGCCAUCAUUGUCGUUGUCUCCGUAGCAACGACAGAUAAAACGGCUUUCUCGAUGCAUCGAGCAACACGUUCGCGUGUACGUCGCGUGUACGCGCGUGCCAGCUUCGAUUUUCACCGAUCGGGUCUGAUCGUGUACGGUCGUCGUCGAUCGUCGACGAACGAACGCGGUGACAGGUCUACGAACAUAUCUUCGACGUAGCCGAAUUAUGGCGAUAGCUGUUUAUCGUGAAAGAAAAAAAGAAACGGUAAGAGAGAAUAGAAAGAAAUAAGGAAAGAAAGAAAAAGAAGUAGUAGCCGCUUCUCGAUUUCGAUCGAUCUCAUCCACAAGUAACGAAGGAGUGGGGUGACCUUCCCCUCCUUUUUUCCGGCGAAAGUGGAGCCUUUCCACGAAAGCGAUCGAUUAUACAGUGAUCGCGGGACUCCGAUUCGCGGGCGUUGUCUCGAGGAGCGGUGAAUCCGCUCGCGCAAUUGGCUCGCUUCUCGUCGAUGCAGCGUCGAACAGCAAUACCAGUAGCAUCGGCAUCAGCAGCAGUUCUAACAAUCAAGAAGAGGUGAGAAGAAGAAAAAUCGGCUCACUUUUCUGGAUUCGUAUUCCUAUCAUUGUCACGGUGUGAAAGUGAGUUUGUAAACUUUGAAAGAGCGUGAGAGAGAGAGAGAGAGAGAGAGAGAGAGAGAGAGAGAGAGAGAGAGAGAGAGAGAGAGAGAGGGAGGGAGAGAAAGAGAAAGAGAGAGGGAGAGGUCUGUCGCGAGCGCGUUCGGGAACGCGUGUCGUCCAAGAUGGCUACCGCCGGCAACGCGUCGGCCGGCGGCGAGUCGAACGGAGCCGGUAAUAAUAACGUGCCUCAAUGGAAAAGAGAUCUGAUACAACGACGAAGACAACAAAAUAAGAUUCUAUCGAGCAACGGAGGAGCUAGCGUUAAACUUUCAUCGACGGAGAGUCGCGACGAUAUCGCGAUAGUCUGUCGUCAGGAACAACGAGAUGCAUCAUCGACAAAAACGACGACGGUAACGACAACGUGCGAGGAAGAAAAGUUCAGUGGUAGCAGUAACGAGACUGGUACUGCUAUCGCCUUUACCGAUGCUCUUGCCGGUAAUAGUGUUAGUGGUACCGGGGGCGGCAUGGGCGGCCUCCCUACUACGAUGGCUCCGCUUGUCGGCAGGGGACUCGCUAGUGGCGCCACCAUUCUCCACGGUGGUAAUAGCUGCGAAAUUGGCUCAGUGGCGCGCAACAUGCGUCUCGAGGCGGAUCUCUCACUUUGCUCCGAUUCGGAGGAUGUAAACGGUAGUGGUGCUAGUGGUGCUUCUAUCAGAUCCACGGACAUGGAACGAAAGAUGGAGCACGUUGGAGAUGAUUACGAGACCGAGGAUAAUGUCCUUGGGACGAGAAGAACGCGUGACAUCGGCAACAACGUAUUCGAAGAACUUAGUGGUAACACGAUAAGCAGCGUAAAGACCGCCGUAGGCGUGAGAACGAACGAAGCCGACGCCGAAAGCGACAGUUCCGAGGAACUACAAUACGGUCCUGGUAUCGUGAAUAAACUCAAAAGCAAAUAUCUUAAUCUUGCUCUUAGGGAAACCAAUAAGAGCCGAGCGACCGUUCAACGUUUCCGACGUGCUGCCAGUUUGGAAGAUCUACUCGAUCGAGAGGACGAGCCGACGAAUGAAAAAAAUGCGAGUACCGUUUCUGGUAGGAAGUACGCUAAGAGAAACGUGGCCGGGCAAACGAGCAAAACCGGCGGCGAUAGGUAUCGAAAUGCUAAUCGUGGUAACGAAACGAUGAAAAGAGCUAGAAGCGUCGAAACUCUCAUAAGGUACAAUGCCUGUUCAUCCUCGAUCGAUGAUUCCGGUCUCCCAAAGACAAAUGCUAAUACGAGGAUCGCGUCGAGACAGGAUCCGAUUAACGAUCACAUCGUUCUCGUCGACAGGAGCACCGUUAAGAUAGAGAGUCGACUUAGCGAGAUAGACCGGCCCAAGGCGGCAAACAAGCCGAAAAGAAUCAAGCCAGUUUUGGCAGAAACCGAACGGCCUCCACCCGAUCUAGUCAAGACGACAAUGCGCAUAUUCGAAGGAUCGGCGAAAAAAUUGAAGCCUAAAGGAGAGGUCGCUGCUAAGGUAGCGACCUUUAAGACGAUCAACGAUACUUUCAAAGCGCAGAAUCAAAAAAAGGUACUACCUAAACCGCCGCUACAGCCUAAACCCUUUGUCAAUGGUAAUGCCAGGAGUAAUACUACCGGUUCCUCGUCACCGAAGAAGAUCGUCUUACCUCAAAAACCAACGGCCGAACUUAUAGAAAAGGACGAGGAUUUUCAUUUCGACGGUGUCAUUACCGAUCCUAUAGUACAAUCAGUUUCUUCUGUAGUGAGCAAGUUUCAGCAAAUUGAAAAGUCUCAUUCGCCGUCACCUUCGCCAGAGCCUACCUUUAAUAAGCUCAGGUUUUCUCCAGCACCGAGUCCAGAACCUCAAAAUAGAUCGAAAGUUGGUACUCUCGAGAUAGGUAUUAAAUCUCCACCUUUAACUCCAUUAUUGUCACCCAGGAUCUCUUCUCCAGCUGCUCAGAGUCCGUCUUCGCCAAUCAAGGAUGUCAAUAUUCCUAUACUUCAGAGUUCCAGUCCAAUUCGUAAACCCAGCCCUGCCAAAGAGAUCGCAGAAACGGGUAAGCUCGUUCAAACCCAUAAUCGCCAGGUAGAAAAAGAAACGAUGAUAUUGUCUACGAGACAAAGGUUGCCGAGUCCUAAAAAAAAUGAAACCAUCGAGUCAUCCAUUUCGAAGGAUCUUUCUAUUGAUGAGUUGAGACUAGAACCAGAAGUAGCAGAGGAGGUAGAAGAUCAAGAUGAGGAAGAAGAAGAAGAAGAAGAAGAAGAAGAAGAUGAAGAAGAAGAUGAAGAAGAAGAAGAAGAUAAUGAUGAAGAUGGUGAUGAUGAUAAUAAAGAAGAGAAGAACAAAGAUGUGGAGGAUGGGCCGAAAACAAUUUCUUCCUCGGCUUUAGACAAUAUUGGUAAAGCUGGUACGACAAUGCGUUUUAGGUUCAACGAUGAGUCCAAUGCCAGAGAAAAGAAUUAUUUGCCAGGUGUGAAACAAAAUGGACGUAAGCUCGAGGAAAGGGCUACGAAUAUAUCAAAGGCUAGUAGCUGUGAUAUAAAGAGUAAUGAAUCCUUUGUUGGAAUUCUUCGAGAUCAGGAAAUAGCUUCGAAACUUCUUCGUGAAAGAUUGGCUCUAGAUAAAGAUAACAAGAAGAAGAACGGGGACAAUGUUGAGAUCGAAGAGAAGAAGGCUGACAACAAAUCUCCAAAGUCUGUUAGCUUAAUCAGUUCUACCACAACGUCCUAUUCUCAGGGUAACGAAUCUAAAACGAUAAGAUGUCAGAAAAGUGAAUCGUCUCCGCCUCAAAAACAAAUUGGUAUUAUAAGACCACUUGUGUCCACCAAAACCCAAAUUCCUCAACAGAAUCUAAGCAAUCGAGAGUUAGAGAAGAAUCUUAUAAAUCGCGUUAAAAGUAUAGAACAACCUACAAAGGUUGUGGUUAGUUUGAAGAGUGCCGAUGAGAUACAACCAACUAAGAAGUCAACUUCCACUGGUGGUCCUGGUACUGGUGCUGGUGCUGGUGCUGGUGGUGGUGGUGGUGGUGGUGGUCUUUGGGAUGCCAAACCUUGGAAUCAACAGAACAACACAAUGGUAUUCAAUUUUAGCAACAGGAAGGACGUUCCUGAUUACAUAGAAAACGAUGGCCUUAUUAUCAAAAGGAAACGCGAAAAGCCAAAGGUUGGAGACGGUGGCAUUAUAGUACUAGACGCAACUUUGGAUGCUUCAACGACCGAUGAUUCCGAAUGGGAGCUUUCGGGUGGACCACCGUCACCUUGCGAUGUGUCCUUUCUCAAUGAUAAUAUUCUUAUCAAUGGUCGGAGCAAUCUAUCGAGAACACCAAGAAAUCACAAGCAUCGAAUACAAUUUGAUGAUAUGGCGACGCGCACCUUCGAAUAUCCAAGCGAGGCCUCGAUGUUGGAGGGCGAGGGCAGCAUCGUGGAUGGCGAAACCUCUGCUUCCGGAGAGCAAUCUACGCAGAUCAUCAAUAAAACGUCCGCGACCGGUUCGACGACGAGCAUCCCGUCGCUUCUCGGAGGUGGUGGUUUGGCGAGCUAUACACCGAGCAAAGUGGAUUUGGCAUCUGAGGGCUUCGAAUUAGGUGUUACCAGGGCUACGUUAACAACGGUUACAAGCUUGACUACGAACAACACGAAUGGCAACGAUCAACAACAGCAGCAGCAGCAGCAGCAGCAGCAGCAACAGCAACAAGGGCAAAACGCGAGCGAGGUCGACUACUUGAAACCUGCUCAAGAUGGCAAUGCAUGGGGUUCCGAGACGACCGGUGAUCUUCUUUAUUGAAUAGCCGAUGAACCGGCGAAGAAGAAGAAAUAAAAAUAGGAGCGAGAAAAGAGGAGAGAAAGAAAGACAAAACUGCUGCGAGAGCCCAAAAAGGAAAAAAAGGGAAUCACGUUGAAAUAUUUUCUGCCUUUCUACCUUGAAAUACAUCAUAUUCCAGAGAUCGAGGAUAACAUAGGAAAGAAAAGGAAAAAGAAAAAGGAAAACGAUCAGCAUCGUAGAAUUGAAGAGAAAAAACUUUUUCAUGAUUGUAAAAAUCGAUUGGAAAGAGAAUGGCUUUCGAACGAGUGAAUUUUUUUUCUUUUUUCCAUGAGUUUCUAGAAGGUGGAUAGAAAGGGGGUUAGGAGGAGGAGAGACAAAAGUAAAUAAAAACAAGUACGAUAAUGAAAUCCUCGAUUUCCUCUCGAAUGCACGGUGCAGCAGGAAAUUCGUUUGAAUACGGUUAGACGUUUAGUCAAAUUUACAAAAGAAACAGUAUCAUUCCAAGUUUAUGCAUUUACCUCUUAUUCUUACGAUAUAUCGCGAAGCGAACGGAUAAUUUUCCUAAAGAGAACGAAUCAUCGAUUACUGCCAAGAUAUGUUAGUACUUGUUCUAAAUAUGGCGCCUUAAAAAACUACGAGCCAGUUGACGACGAUUCAUCGAGACAUCGUAGUCAUGUCAGAUAUAUGCAAAGAGAAAAUGAAAGCAUAUCACCUUUUUGGCGUAUUUUAUAGAUGAUAUAUAUAUAUAUAUAUAUAUAUAUAUAUAUAUAUAUAAAUAAUAUACAUAUAUGCAUAGUAAAGUCGAUAGGGAGAAGUGAAAGUUUUGUAACCUUUUUGAGAUUAUUUUACCGCUAAACUGCUAAGUAUUUAAGCUGCCAAUCGAGGAUCAGAAUUUUAUGCAAACGUUUUUAGGAAAGAAAAAGAAAAAGAAAAAUUAAAACAAAAUUAUGAUAAAAAGAAAAGAAAAAGAAAAAGAAAAAAAAAGCAAAACAAAAAAUUGAAUAUCUUAGAGGUGUAUGUGAUCGUGAAGGGCGAGGUGGGGUAUAAUAUCUGUAAUAAAAA